Rhopalosiphum maidis (corn leaf aphid) is the source of this 955-nucleotide messenger RNA. RefSeq names its product SRR1-like protein. The transcript has 2 exons. Lineage: Eukaryota; Metazoa; Arthropoda; Insecta; Hemiptera; Aphididae. Gene Ontology annotation, cellular component: cytoplasm; nucleus. The record is from RefSeq and is a predicted model, not a curated record. The coding region runs from base 171 to 908 and encodes 245 amino acids. Gene Ontology annotation, biological process: microtubule-based process.
UAUUUCAAAAUUAUAAUUGUUUAAACUUAAUAAUCUUGAAUGAUUUUAUGAAAAUAAUGUUAUCAUUGUUAUGCGCUAGAAUCUUUUAUCUAUAAUUUAAAACGUAACUACCUAUCUUAAGAUAAAAGGUAUGACGUAAAAUUUAAAUUUUGCAAUAUAAUAAAAUUAUUAUGUCAAAAAAAAAUCGAAAAGUCUUUUCUACAAGAAAUCAAAAAUAUAAAAAGAGCAUAGAAGAAUGUACAAAUAUCAUUGCCACUUCUCCUUUUUGGAUACAAUUUUCGUCAACUAUUAAAGUGGUACUAAAUGGAUCCAAUCCAUCAUCAAUCCUGUGCUAUGGAUUAGGAAAUUUUUUUGAAAGCAUACAAUCUAAAUACCAAUUAGGUUUACUUUUAACAAUUAAAAAUGAAUUUAAAAUAAAGAACUGUUAUGUUUAUGAUCCUAAAUUCACGGACGCUGAGCGUACCCAUUUAGCUGAGGUUGGAUGCGAUUCACUUAGUGAAAAUGAAGAAGGAAAACGAAGUUUAUUACCUGGUACAUUUGUAUAUAUGCCUCAUUGUCCUAAACAACUAUUAAAUAAUUUAUUAUGGGCAAAUUGGAAUAAGGAGAUACUAGCAAGUUGUAUAAUUGUUUGUAAUAGCAUUGACCAAACAGUGACUUCAACUUUGGACCGAGUUUUAAAUAAAUAUGCUUAUUAUGUACAAAAAAUAUCUCCAUAUGUCAUAGAAAAAAAAUGUUGUGAUAAUUUUAUGUAUGAUGAUGUUUUUAAUGAUAUGGCACUUCAUAUUUUUCCUGAUGAAAAAUUAAAAGAACUAGAAAAUAUUUUUUGGGAACGUAGUAAAGAACCAUUGUAUGAUAAUGAUGAACUAGAAUUUAUAACAAAAUUUGAGUGUAUGUCUUUCCAAUCUUAAUAUAUAAACUUUAUAAUUACUUAAAACAACAAAACAAUUGUAUUUUG